Messenger RNA from Knipowitschia caucasica, 4908 nucleotides. The record is from the annotation of a GenBank genome assembly. NCBI's taxonomy places the organism in Eukaryota, Metazoa, Chordata, Actinopteri, Gobiiformes, Gobiidae.
AUGGCUCUACUGCACGGCUCCACUGCACGGCCCCACUGCACGGCCCCACUGCACGGCCCCACUGCACGGCCCCACUGCACGGCUCCACUGCACGGCUCCACUGCACGGCUCCACUGCACGGCUCCACUGCACGGCUCCACUGCACGGCUCCACUGCACGGCUCCACUGCACGGCUCCACUGCACGGCUCCACUGCACGGCUCCACUGCACGGCCCCUCUGCACAGCGCUCGGUCAACCUUUUGUUCCCCGCUGGUGCUGGGGGGUCUGGUGUCAGUCUAAUCCAGUGUCCACGGUCCACACGCGCACCGUCGUCCGUGAAGCGCACUGCUGGAGCUGGUCUCCAAGCCUCGCUGUCCCCUUCUGGGUUACAACCUAAGGCCUUUUUGUUUUGUCUUGGAUCAUUCUAUUUUGACACAAAGGGCGACCCGUAUAUUCUAGAAGCUGCAGGCGGCGGUGGAAGAUCCAGGGCAGGACGUUCGGAGGUCGGGCUGAGUCAGGAGAACAGAUCCGGCAGCGCGGAGGAUCCAGAGGCCGAGAGCGUGUCUGUGAAAGAGCGUAUGGCCAUGUAUCAAGCUGCUCUGUCCAAGAAGGAACCCUCAUCUGCCAUGAUGGAUGAAUCAGAGGCCUGCUCGCUGCCCGGUGGCCUUGCCAGUGUAAAGAAACAGUUCGAGAGUCAAGAGUUCUCUUCCUCCACUCAGUCCACGGUCACACAUGUACAGUACCAGCAAAGAUCAGUCCAGGAAAUGUCAAGCUCCUCAGAGGUGACAGUGAGAAGCGGUGCCAGAGAAGUUGUGCCCACUACAACCAUUUUUCACAACCAACAAGAGGUCCUUCAUGAUCAAAGAGUGACUACCGGCUAUGGAAAUAAUUUCAAUGAAACGGUUACAGUCGUUGGCGGGGAGGACCUACCAAAGGUUUCCACGCAGGCUUUGAAGCAGCAGUAUGAGAAAACUAUUGAAGAGGCUGCGCCGGCCAAGGAAAUCAAGGUUGACAUGGAUAUAAACCAGUUUCAGUGGGUUCCAUCUAAACAGUCAUCUGAAGCUGCUCUUAUGAGCAGCUGUGAGUCGUCUUCCACUGUCAGAACUUCAUCUGCAACAUUUCAAGGGGAAAACAGCUUUCCCCCGCCUCCCCCUCCAAACCUAAUGCAGGUUUCAGUGGAAUCUAGCAAACAAACCUCACAAAAUAAAGCUAAUAAAGAGCAGUACUUUAAACAGAAGAGCAUGGCUGAACUGAAGCGGCUUUACAAGCACAUUAACCCGGAUGUCCGGAAGAACCUGGAAGUUGACUUCCUGAGCCAGCUCAGCGAGGCGGAACGGCAGCAUUUGGAGAGUGGAGGUGUAGCCGGGGAUGUCCAGCAGGCCUGCUAUAAAUUUGAAUAUGAGGGGAACAGUGAAGGAGAGUCUGGGGAGAUGCUGCAGAUCACUACCAUUCGCCGGGAGGAGACAGAAAAGGGAGACGUCAAGACCUCACGCUGGAUGUUUGAGACACAGCCUAUUGAUAUGAUCAACAAGGACCCUGCAAAGCCCCUUGACAAAAUCAAAGAGAGUGACAGCGUCGGGCCUUCUGUUGCCAAGGAGGAGAUUCCACAGGCAGACGUGAAGACAACAACAUGGCUAUUUGAAUCCACCCCUUUCCACCACUUCAAUGAAAGCUGUGUUCAAGAGAAGGAAAUUAUGGGCAAAAGUGUGAAAGACACUCUUCAAGAGUUGUAUAGCCAGAAAAUGGUCGAAUCACAAGGUAUUCUGAUCGAGGCUGAUGAGAUUGGUGAUGUGAGAAUGGCCAAGUACAAACUGCUGAAUCAGGACACCCCGGAAAUUCAGAAAGAAGAGGUUAUUCAUGGAGACUUGAACAAUAUUAUGAUGAACCUCCUGAACCGCAGGGAUAUUACUGAGAGGGCUAUAACUAUUGACAAGGAGGAGCGAGGGGACAUCAACACCACUGUCAGACAGUUAUUCAAACAGGAAAAAGGAACUGAUGUAGAGAAGGAGGAGAUAGUACGUGGUGACAUUCAAGAGGCAAUAAACAACUUGCUCAAAAAUGAGGGCUCAUCCAAGCGAGGAAUUCUUAUUCAAGAGGAUGAGAAAGGAGAUGUGAAGAUGACUAUCUAUUCUCUGUUAAACAAAGAGAGCGCUAACAUUGAGAAAGAAGACAUUAUUCAAGGCGACCUCAACGCAGCUUUGGAUUCUCUAACUCAGGCCAUCAAUCAGAAAGUUGUAAUAGAGAAGGAGGAGGUGGUUAAAGGAGACAUCCCUACCACGCUGAGAUCUUUAGUUGAAGCCCAGCAUCAAUCCAAAGAACUGGAAAAGCCAGAAAUUGUCAAGGGAGACAUCAAAAGUGCUCUGGAGUCACUGGAAAAAUCAGCUGCUGUUAAAACAGAAGCAACAGUUGACGACUUAGUGGCAGGGGACAUUAAAGGAACUCUGCGAUCCCUGGAGGAGGCGACUCAAGUUGUGAGAGAAGUGGAAAAAGCAGAGAUUGUGAAAGGAGACAUCCUCACUGCCAUGCAAAGUCUACACGAGACCACGAGUGAAAAGAAAAUGUAUCAGCACCAAACAAUCACGCAAGUGCAAACAUCCGUCACAGAGAAGAGAGAAGUCUCUCACAGUCAGAAAGUGACAGAGAAAAUGUCAGCAACGUCACAAAAGAAAACAGAGGAGAGGUCUCUGACACAAAAGCAGGAAAAGAACAUCAAAAACAUGAAAAGUGAUUACCAUGUCAACGUCAAAGGGAAAGGUUUGAUCAAGCCAAAACCAGAGAUCCGCUUUCCCCCUCCUCCUGCAUCCCCUCCUCCUCCUUCAGAGUCGGAUCUGUCCCUACCCCCACCACCUUCGCCAGUGUUGGACAGCCCUGUAUCGCCCACAUCGAUGCGUGGCAUGGCGAGACGGGACAGUGACCUACCACCACCCCCUCCUCCACCUCCGCCAGCCGAAUGCAACAAGUUGGAAGCUGAAUUUUUCCCUCCUCCACCCCCACCGCCUCCUGUGUCUGCUGUCUCUGGACCUGACUUUCUUCCUCCUCCACCCUCACAGCAAGAGCUCAAUGCAAUUCCCCAGCCUCCGAUUGCAAAGUUCGGAAAACCCACUGGCAAGCCCUUAUUUAAAGUUCCCAAACCGGCAGACGAGCCAAAGCCUGUACAAGUUAAACCAACAUGGAAGAAGAAACAAGAAAUCCGCCCCCCUCCUCCCCCUUUGACGCAGCUGCCUCCAGAUCAAGAAAUAUCAGUGGAGCGUACAGAAGAAACAACAGUGCAGGAGGCACAGAAGAUAGAAACAAAACAGAAGAUUGAAGCAAAAAAGGAUAUUCACAUCCGCACACCAUCUCCAACCUUCAUCAGUAUUGAAUCAAGAAAAACAGACUCCCCCUUCAGAGUGACCCCCUCUCCUCCUCCAUACAAAUCUGUUGGGACUCCACCACCCCCACCCCGCAAGACCUACACACCCACAUUCGCCAGAGCCUCUCCUUCUCCCACUUUAAGCCGUUCUGAGAAGUUGAUGAAACUUAGAGACACCACCUCUAAACUGUCCCGCGGAAUCACCCCCCCGCCUCCAAUGCCUGUACUUGACUGUGUUAUGAUGGAAAGAGAGCGUUCCUCGUCCUGUAGUGACAGAGACACCCCCACAAGGAGUGAGCACGGACUAGUCGACACGACAGAGAUGGUGGACUCCAUGAUGACUGUUAGAGACAAGAAAAGUUUUUUUGAGGAAGCGCAAAAGGCGGAAGUAAGUAGGGAAUAUGUAAGAAAGGAUCCUAUAGAUAUCCCUGAACGCCUGGGACCCGAUACAGAGGAGGGCGGUGUUUCUGUGCCUAUUGAGAUUUUAAAAGAUGAUCUCCCCAGAGUUGACCUGUCCAAACUUGUGAAUCGAUUUGAAUCUCCUAAACUAAAAAGAUACACCAGAAAGGAGCCCAUUGUCAUAACAGAGAGACUUGGUGUGGAUCCAGAUGAAGUAGAAACUGAGGUGCACACUCCUAAAACAGAGGAAAUCCCCAGCUUUUGUGUUAAAGCUAUAAAAGAUGUGUUUGAAACCGGGGAGCUCAGUUCACAGGCUGCAAGAGAAAUCCGUGAGCAGAUUGAGAGACGCGAAUCUGAGCCAGCCGGCCACUCUGCUGCCACAUCUGUCUCCGAGCAGUUCUGCAGCGUUGACGGCUUCGGGAACUUGACGAGAGGUGCGACCGAGAUGCGUAGCGAGAUGCGUAGCGAGAGCUCGGUGACCCGUGGGAGCCCGCCCUCGUACGCUGACGUGGUGAGAGGCAAAGUGGAGGGUUUGCCCCAAGACGCCUCCACGGAAGAAUUGCUGAGGAACUUCCAGCAGUCAUGGGCCCAGAGCCAGGGAGUUUUACAGAAUCUUAACUUCAGCGUCACCGAGCAGAGGAGUUCCCAGAUUGUGACACAUCAUCAGCAGGAGACAGUAGUGACGGAAAAUUCGAGUUCCAGAGUCCGAGCUAUGCAGGGCAUGUCGGAAGAGAGUGGCACUCUAAGCCUAGCUAGUGCCAAAAACUCUGAAGCCACAGAAUGCUUUUCACACACAAAUUUCUACGGGGAGAGCGACCAGGGAGCGUUCUUUUUCCAGAAUGAGGCCACAGAGCCAAAGAUUAGCUCAUCCAGCAGCUUCCUUGAGGACAUUUUCGGCGGCCUCAGUACAAGCAGCUCUGGCACGGUAUCUGAUGCAAAGCCCGACAUCAGUGAAUCUGCUGCUGAGAAGCCUACUGUGUCAGCACUGGACGACCUUCUGGACUUCGGGAUGGAUCUAAGAGCGAGCUCAGAUAAAGAGCAGACCGCAAGGGGUAGAGAUGACAGCUCAGUCCCAAGCCACAACCCCUUCUCUCUGUGGGCUGAUGACGAUAGCCUGACGGUGGAGGAGCAGAUCAAGAGAAACAGAUACUAUGACGACGACGAUGAAAACUCAUAA